Gilbertella persicaria is the source of this 1017-nucleotide messenger RNA. RefSeq lists its product as uncharacterized. The record is from RefSeq and is a predicted model, not a curated record. Gene Ontology annotation, molecular function: protein serine/threonine phosphatase inhibitor activity. The transcript is spliced from 9 exons. Lineage: Eukaryota; Fungi; Mucoromycota; Mucoromycetes; Mucorales; Choanephoraceae. Bases 1 to 1017 code for a protein of 338 amino acids.
AUGUCUCAUAGAGAAGGUGUUACUACCAGCAUAAAAGACUGGACAAUGAUGCCAGUAUCCAGUCUUAUCAAGAACCAGAAAGUUAUUCAAAUUGAUGGCAAUAUGUCUGUUGAAGAAGCAUGCCAAAUACUUGUUGAAAGCAACAUAUCUUCUGCUCCUGUCUAUGCUAAUGGGGAGAAAGGACACUACAUUGGCAUGUUUGAUUAUGGUGAUGUGAUUGCAUAUAUUUUAUUAGUACUACAUCUCAAGCCCGGACAAAAAGACAGCAAUGAUGAGAUUGAUCCCGAAUCAUUUGAAAUUAAAGAUAUAGUUCAAAGAGCACUGAAAGGUCAAAAAGUACCCGUGGGCAUGGCAAGUGAUUUAUCUCGAAAAAAUCCCUUUUACUCUAUUUUAAAAGAAGCCACUCUUUUAUCUGCUGUAGAAGUAUUUGCUCACGGCACUCACAGAGUUAGCAUUCUUAAACCCGACGGCGAAAUUGAUGGUAUUCUUUCGCAAUCUACUGUAGUAAAAUAUCUGUUUGAGAACAGAAAGCAGUUUCCUCAGAUAGAUCACGUUAUGAACAAAACAAUUCGAGAACUGAAGCUUGGAGACAACUCUGUCAUUGGAGUUGACGCUGAUUCAAAUGUACUCGAUGCUCUUUCUGUGAUGAGUUCAAAUGGUAUAUCUUCAGUUGCUGUACUUCGAAACGGAAAAGAAGUACUUGGCAACAUUAGCAUGACAGAUGUCAAGCAUGUAAUGAAAGGGUAUACCCAUCGCUUGUUGUGGAAAACAUGUCUACAAUUCGUAAGCCAUAUUCGAACUCAACAAGGAAUAAUUGAUGGACAAGAUCGACUUCCAGUAUUUGAUGUCAAGAAGGAUACUUCAUUAGGCUUUACUAUUGCUAAACUUCUUGCAACAAAAGCACAUCGUGUCUGGGUAGUGGAUGAACAUCAAAAUGCAAUCGGAGUUGUAUCAUUAACAGAUGUUAUUCGAGUAUUUGCUUCAAUGUAUGGCCAUGUUCAAGCACUAAUCAUGUGA